This is a messenger RNA of Apis laboriosa (Himalayan honeybee), 6470 nucleotides long. RefSeq names its product rho-associated protein kinase 2-like. The record is from RefSeq and is a predicted model, not a curated record. Bases 395 to 5560 code for a protein of 1721 amino acids. NCBI's taxonomy places the organism in Eukaryota, Metazoa, Arthropoda, Insecta, Hymenoptera, Apidae. The transcript has 10 exons. Gene Ontology annotation, biological process: protein phosphorylation. Gene Ontology annotation, molecular function: protein kinase activity; ATP binding.
GCAAGCGUGGUGAUUUUACACCUACCUUUUAACCGGACCGUGGCUGAUUGUAUUGUAUUCGUUUUACGAUACGGAUCAUGCUUGGCCCAGGUGGUUUCCCUAAGAAAAGUGUAUUUCUAUUUUACAUAUUAUUGCAAUACUUCAUUAUUGCUGUGACAAAUUUAUUUAAUAUUCUGUACAAUCGAAGCUAGUUCUCAAUAGUUUUAGAUAUCAGAAAUAUGAGAUUACAAAUAGUUGUGAUAUGUGUGUCGUAAAAUUAGAACGUGUUACAAUCUAUUAGAUUUUUCACUUUUUAGUCAUGCAUUUUUUAAAAAAUUAUAAAUUUUUAAAAAUGACUUAAAUAGAGACUUUAAGAAUGACUUAAAUAAAUCACGAUCACCAGUUUCAAUGCGCGAUGCUGAAUAUUAUAUUAUGUUGGAUAUGUUGGUUGUUUUGGGCGGGUCUUCCGAUAAUUACAGCCUAUCCCGUAUCAUCGUCUAUACGAACAGAUUUAUCAUACAACUAUACUUCAUCAAAAUGGGAACAAUACUGGAUACAAUAUACUCUUGGUCUUUUAAGUGUGACAGCUACAGCAUUUACUUUAGUUGGCUGCCUUUGUUGUCGAAGACCUAGAAGACCUAAAGGAUUUCAAGACAAAGCAGAAAAAUGCAAUCAGGAAUUCAAAGAUGGAAACAAUAUUGGUCAAGAAUUAGUAUUUGAGCAUUCUCUUGAAGGUUUGGAGUUAAAUGUUCCACAUAUGUUAGCUGUUUCAGAAAGAGUACAAUUUGAUCCUUUACCUGUAGAACAUAUUAUAUCUGGUGCUAAAAAUAUUUUAAAACCAAAGCCAUUACCUUUAUCAUCAUUAUUUUUUGAAAAACAUGAUUCUGAUUCUAAUAUUCUGCCAGAAUAUUGUCGUGAAUGGUUUGAUGCAAAGGAUUUAUGUGUAUCUAGAGAAAAAUUAAAAUAUUUAAGAGAAAUUGGUCAUGGUUGGUUUGGAAAAGUUGUAGAAGGCCGUGCAGAUUUAGAAGGACAUAAAAGGACUUCCAAAAAUGGUGGUGUUGUUGUGAGAAUUCUUACAGAAGAAGCUACUAUGAAGGAAAAAGCUUGGUUUCUUGGUGAAGCUACUCCAUAUUUGAAAUUAUAUCAUCAAAAUAUUUUAACUUUGAUAGGUUUUUGUUUAGAAACCGAUCCAUAUUUAUUAUUAUUUGAAUCAUGUUCAGUGGGUGAUCUUAAAAGUUUUUUGUUAUCAAAUCGUGAUAAAAAGUCUCAAGAAGCACUUAAUAAAGAAAAUAUUCUAAUUCGGAUAGCAUUGGAUAUUGCUGCUGGUUUAAAACAUAUGCAUUGUAAUGGAUUUGUACAUACAGAUUUAUCUGCUAGAAAUUGUUUAGUAGCAUCAGAUUUAUCAGCAAAACUGGGAGAUUAUGGAAUUGGUGUAGAAAAAUAUCCUGAAGAUUAUUAUGUAGUUGGAGAUCGUGCAUUACCUAUUAGAUGGUCAGCACCAGAAAGUGUAGAAUGUACUGAUACAACUAUUGAAACUAGAGAAAUUACAUCUCAAGCAAAUAUAUGGAGUUACGCUAUUUUUCUUUGGGAAAUUAUUACAUGGGGAAACAUACCAUACCAUGAUAAGAGUGAUGAACAAGUAAUUCAAAUGCUUUUAUAUUUAAAAUCAGAUCUUUCAUCAAAUGGUAUACAAGUAUUGCAAACAUACUUAGAAAAUUGUCCAUCAAAUAUAUAUCAAGCAAUUUAUUUAAGUUUAAAUUUAAAUCCACAAAAAAGACCAAAUCUGGAUGAGAUAAGACAAUUUCUUUUAAAUCAGCAUAUAGAAUGCUUAGAUUUUGAACAAAGAUGGGAAAAUUUACGAGUUAAUGCUAAACAUGCUCGAAGUGCAAGUUUGCAAGAUCUUAGAGGAAGUAUUGAUUCAGAUUAUUGGACUACUAUUGUUGACGAUACACCACGUCAAUCAUCAUUUCGACUUGGACCUAAUGAAUUAGUAAAAAAUGUACCAAGUAUUAAAAAUAUUAUUCAUCAUGAAUCAAGCUCUGAAACUGAAGAAGAAAGUUGGAAAGGACGAAUUGAACAGGGAGUUUAUACUGAAAAAGUAAAACAAAAAUCUAAAUCUGUUACUGAUUUGAUGGUUCUUGUACAUAUCGAUUUUGAUUCUGAUGUAGAAUUAUCAAUGGGAGCUCAAAUCUCAGAAAAAUAUGGAAAAAAAAAAUUACCUGCUACUGGUAGUGAUAGUGAUCUUAGACAUAGUAUUCAUACAGAUGAAUUCGAUGAAACAUUAAGAAAAUUGCGGAAUCCAUUACCAAAUAAUACUUCUAACAAAAUCAGUAUGUUAAAUACUUCAGAAAAGCCAAAAUUAUUGACAUUAACCAUGGAUCAAACUCAAACUCCAAUUUUGAGAUUAUCUUUAAAUAACAAAGAAUUUGAUACUACAUCUAUUGUAAAUACAAUUACAGAAACACAUAAUGACAAACAUGUACUAAGACUUCUAUCAAAAGGAGAUCCUAAUCUUCCUCUUUUAUGUUAUGUACCUGAUACAUCUUCUGAAAUAUUAAAAAAAGAUGAUAAAUCUCAAUGUAAUUUGUGUACAUUUAAGCAUGAAAAUACUUUUUUUUCUAAGAAUUGUUCAAUUAAUUAUGGAACUAAUGAAAACACUUCAGUUGAUGUUACACUUUGGAAUCAUGCAUUAGAUUCUGCUUUAAAAAAGAAAAUACCUGGUUUUUUAGAUGAAGAUGAAUUCAAUGAAUAUGCAGAAUCUUUAUUUAAACAAGAAAAUAAUAUUGCACCAGAAUUAAUUGUAACUAUUGAAUCAAAUACUUUGCAAUCUCAGAAACACUAUAGACAUAAUCCAGAUAAAUUCUCCAACGAAGAAGAUAUAGACAUGAAUCAGAGAUGUUUAUCAAAUGAAGAUGAAGAAGAAAGAAAACAAUUAUCUACUCCUGAUGAUGAACAAAGUUCUGAUUCUGGAUUUAGAGAUAAAGAAUCUUAUGAAGAAGAAGAAAAUGUUUAUGCUUUAAUUCCAUCAACUUCUACUAAUGAUUCUACAAUAAAUAUACCAAUAUAUAAUGAAGAAGAACAGUUACAGAUUUUAUUUGAACUAGAUACUAUUCUUGAUGCAGAAUAUUAUGCAACACUUCCUGUAUCUGAAAAAAUGAUAGAAAACUUAUCUUCAAAUAAUCAUAUAGAAAAUAAAAUUGUCUGUACAAAUGAAGAUGAAUCUGAUUCUAUUCAUACUGUAGAUACUAUAAUUGAAAUAGAUAAUAAUGAAAAUCUUACUUCUAAUAUCAAUUUACGAGAAAAUGAUAUAAAGCCAAUAUUAAAUAAUGAACAGACAAUUCAAUCAGAAAAUAUUAAAAUUAAAAUUGACGAAAAUAUUGAAAUAAAAGAUUUAAGUGAUAUUAAUUCUUCUUCUCAACAAACAAAUUUAAAACAUUGUAAUAUUGAAACAAAUAUGAAAUAUUCCAAAGAAAAAGAAUUAAAAUAUUUACAAAAUAAAAAUGAAAAUGAAAUUAAAAAUAAAAACGAAAUUAAAAGUAGAAAUGAAAAUGAUAUAAUUAUUAAUGCAAAUAAGUAUGAAAAUGAAAAUGAAAAGAAAUUUAAAAAUAAAGAUGAAAAUGAAAUUGAAAAUAAAAAUGAAUAUGAAAUUGAAGACAGAAUUAAAAAUGAAAGUAAUGAAAAUAUAAAUAAAUAUGGAAAUAAUAAUAAAAGUGAUAUUAAAAAUAAAAUUGAAAAUGAAAAAGAAAUAGGAAAAAUAUAUGAAAGUAAAAAUAAAAAGGAAAUAGAAAAAAAAAAUGAAAAUGAAAUUGAAGAUGAAGACAGUUCUACUAUGAGUUUACAUAGUGAUAAUUCUUAUGUAUCGUUUGAUAUAGAAGAAGAAUUUGUAACAGCAAUUCGAAAUGAACUUAGAGAAAAAUUACCUUGUGCUCAGAUGUCUGUUGUAGAACCACUAGAAGCUCAUGAUGAUGAUAAUCCUAUAUCUAGAGAUAUAGAUAAUAAACAGUGGGAUGAUGAUAGUGAAGAAUCUUCUAAUCAAAGUAGUGGAGGAGUGGGUAUUUCAAUAAGGUAUAAUGUAUAUGAUUCUCCCCUUAGUCCAAUUCAAGAAGAAAGAGAAAGUACUCUUACUUCUGAAUCAUUAAUAUCAAAUUCUAGAGAUACAUCAAUUGCUUCAAAAGAAUCUGUUGCUUCAGAUGAUAUAUUACUAGUUGAUACUCGAACAAAUAAAAUGAUUUUAUUAGAAGGAUUAGGAGAAAAAUUGCAAGAUGAUGAACGAGAUACAACUAAUGGAGAUUUGUCUGAAGAAGAAAAUUUGGAUUAUAAUUGUUCGAUAAUUCGUUCUCGUGAUGAUAAAUCGCAUAUUAUAAUUGCAAGUUGUGGAGCACCCUUACCAAGUCCAGAGGAGGAAUCUAAAUGGCAACAAUUACCAUCAUCUUUUCCAUUACCAUUACCUUUACCAUUGGAAGAUGAUUUAAUGUCAACAAGUUUUGGAACAGAUCAUGGAUGGGGUACACAGGAUGAAGAUGAAGAAGAAGAAGAGGAAGAAGAGGAAGAAGAAGAGGAUGAAAAUAAUAGUUCUAGUUCUGGAGAAUUUGUUUGGAAAAGAUACGAUGAAUCACAUAUGGAACAAGUUCAAACUCGAAGUUAUUUAAAUAGUAAUGAAGGAAUAAUAUUAGAUGCUGAUGUUGAAGAUGAAAUAGAUCUUGAGGAAGAAGGAGAAGAUGAAGAAGAAGAAGAAGAAGAUGAAGACGAAGAAGAAGAAGAAGAAGAAGAAUUUACGCCAUCAGCUUGGAAUGCAACAUUAGCACCUCAUCGUUCUGCAUUAAGAUCUCCAGAUAAAACAUUAAAAUCUGGUGAUGAAUCGGAUCAAAAAAAAAGCGUGUGGUUUAAAAAACAACGUUAUCAUUGUGUAUAUGAAUAUCCUAAAGAAACUCUAGCUACAGAAACUCAAGAAGAAUCAACUAAUACUUGGGAAUCUACUUCAUAUAGUGAUUGGGAGGAAAUGAUAGAUGAACCACGUUUAGAUUUGUAUCCUCUUGAUUAUGAUGAUGCCCAUCAUUCUGGAAAUGAAGAGUUUUUUGUAAGCAGUUCAAAUCGUCCAUUUCAAUUUCAAACUAGUGAGAGUAAAUAUGUAAGUCAAUUUUUUCCUGGUGCAUCUACGUCAAUGAAUGAAGAACGAGAUGAAGAUGGUGAUCGAAUACCACAAAAUGGAAUAGAAUUGUUAAAUGAUUGUAGUCAAAAUCAACAAUAUCAGUUAGGAGAAUUAAGGCAUACUAGAGAUCGCUUGAAAUUGAAUUUAUCUACAACUGGUCCAUCUUUUGUUUCUACUAAACAAAUGAAAGAAGAUGAUGUAAAACAAUUGCAUGAAAGAGAAAACAUGUCAGAAUUCUUACAAAGUAUAAACUUAACAGAGGACCAACAUAUGCUAUCAAAUUGUUUGAAUUACAAUGUGUUACCAACGGUGCCUCCCAAAGACAUUCAAGAAAAAAAAAAACUUAAUUUGAUUUCUUCAAAAAGUGCCCAAUGUGAUACUCAAGAAAAGAUUGAGUCUAUUGACAAGUGUAGUAUUUUAACUCAUGAUUAACGUAUUUCGAAAACGUUAAUAAAAUGUUAAAAAUAUAAUUUAGCUGAAGUCCGUCCGAAUUAAUUUUGUUGCAAAAGUACAGUGAUUAUUCAACGAAUUCACUAUUAAAUGAAUCUCGAAUUAUUGUAUAUAAUGUAACAAAUUUUUAUUGUGGCUAAAAUGUAAUCGAUUGUCUAUAGUAUUGUAUUAAAUUUUGAUUUAUUGUAUAGAAAUAUUAAUAUAAAUAGAGCUUAAUAUUGAUAUAAUUUUUUAUAUGAUCAGCUUCAUGAUGAUAAAAAAAUAUAAAAGAAGACAAUCGAUUUUUAAAAGCUAAAACUAUUGAAUAAUUUCGUUUCAUAUUGUAAAUAUUUAUUAAACUCAUUCAAUCACAUAAUUGUUAUCAGAAAAGUAAAAUUUGCGUAAAUUAUUAAUGUUAUUAUUUUCAUUAUUUUUAUUGAUAUAUAAUAAUUAUUAUAUUAAUUUUUAACUAUUGUUAUUUUUAAAUAACGUAUAUUUUUUCGAUUUAUUUUUAUUAAAAUUAUAUUAAUAGAAAACAGCUCUCUAUUCUAAAAAGUAUUAUAAUGUUAAUCAAUGGACGGUACUAUAAUUAAGUCUUAAUUUUUAGCAAAAAAAUGUAUAGUAAUUAAUGCACGAAUAAUUUGUUAUAAAUAUGUAUUGUAUUAUUACUUUUACUAGAACUGUGAUGGGCACAAUUUGUGCAUUUUUAUUUCAGUUAAUUUAGUGAAUUAAAUUAGUGAAAUUACAAAUUUCAUGUAAGUAGCACAGAAAAGAUGCUGCCGUAUUCUAUUACAUUUUAUUUCCAAUAAAUUUAAAUAUUCUUGAACGAUUUUUCACAUAUAAUUUGUCUUUAAUUUUUAAUAUUCAAAUAAUUUUUUAUAGAAUAAUAUUCUAUGAAAUGUAAAUGCACAAA